CGACCAAUCGGGAAACAGAUAAGGCGUAUCGUAGGACCCAAAAAGUACAAUCCUCUCCCAAAAGUGCAAUCCAAAAGCUUAAUCUACUGGGAAAAGCGCGGUUGUGGGUCACUCUCCUCCUUAUAUACGUACACAGAACACUCCAGCAAAGAGCGAGCACAACCUAGCAACCUUCUCUUUUUUCUGUAUACUAUCUUGGAUUUGCUCUGAGAUUUGAAUCUUGAAUUUGCUACUCUCUUUUUGGUUCUGCUAGAUGAUUUCAAACAAGAAAGCAGCUGCCUCUGCUUCUGCGGCAACAGCGAACGUCGUUGGCGGAAAGACGGCGAGAGCGUGUGACAGCUGUAUUAAGAAGAGAGCUAGAUGGUACUGUGCUGCUGACGAUGCUUUUCUCUGUCAAGCGUGCGACUCCUCCGUCCACUCGGCGAACCAGUUGGCACGCAGACACGAACGUGUCCGGUUGAAAACGGCGUCGUCGAUUCUCAAGUCCUCGACCAACUCCGGGAGUUGUGAUAAAUCAGAAGUGCCAUCAUGGCACCGAGGGUUCACGAAAAAGGCGCGGACGCCACGGCACGGCAAGUCCGGUACUCAUCGGAAUCGGUUUCCUCUUGUUCCGGAGGUCGGAGCGGACGACCUUUCGUAUGAGGAGAAUGAGGAGGAGCAGCUUCUGUAUAGGGUUCCCGUAUACGAUCCCUUUGUUGCGGAGCUCUGCACUUCUCCUAAUUCCAACACCGUUUCCAACGAAUCCAAAGCGGUUUCGAAGCCGAAUUACUCCCGUGUGGGAAGUGGAAAUUCAUCUUCGUCGCAUGGUUUUGAUCUUCCCAGUGAUAUGGAUCUUGCGAAUUUUGCAGCUGAUGUUGAUAGCUUAUUGGGGAGAGGGCUAGAUGACGAUAAGUGUUUUGGCAUGGAAGGGUUGGGGUUAUUGGAUUGUCAUGAAAAGGAAUCCACAACAACGGAGGAGGGUAGUACCGGAAGAGUGAAGCUUGAAGACGAGGAAGAUGCUUAUAUGGAGUGCCAAGCUGAGACGGAGAUCGAUCUGAUGAGGGAGCCGUUUGUGUUGAACUUUGAAGACUACGACGACUCGCCUGCCUCCUGCGCUGAAGAUGAGGAGGAUGAUGACAAAUUGGGAGUGACAAUGAGUCAUGGCGAGAUGAAGAGUAGUAGUGAAGAGCAUAAAAGUUGCAAGAAGAGGAAGAUAUUUUUGAGGCUGGACUACGAUGCUGUGAUUACCAAAUGGGAUAGCGAAAGUAAAGGAUCUCCGUGGACAUUCGGAGAAAGGCCCGAUUUGGACUCCGAUUGCUUGCCUGACUCCAUGGGCACGUCAAAUGGAGCUGAAUUAAUUCAUUACCCUUAUGGAGAUUUGAAUGGAGUAAUUGGAUUACAUCCGGCAAUGACUGACGGAGGGAGGGAGGCGAGGGUAUCAAGGUACAGAGAAAAGAGGAGGACGAGGCUGUUCUCGAAGAAAAUAAGAUACGAAGUUCGGAAGCUGAAUGCUGAGAAGAGGCCUAGAAUGAAAGGAAGGUUUGUAAAGAGAGCUUCGUUUGCAGCUUCAGGAUCUACAUUUCCUACGCUUAAUAAAGAAGUCAUGGACAGCUAAAGUAGUGAAGUUUACUUAUAGUAAACCAGCAAGAACACUUUUUUGUAUACACAUCGAAUAAACGUGAGAUUGUAUACGGAUCAAAUUAAUAAUAUUUAGACUCGUAUCUAUGUUAUUUCUACAUA
This is a messenger RNA of Rosa chinensis, 1719 nucleotides long. RefSeq names its product zinc finger protein CONSTANS-LIKE 16. Lineage: Eukaryota; Viridiplantae; Streptophyta; Magnoliopsida; Rosales; Rosaceae. Gene Ontology annotation, molecular function: protein binding; zinc ion binding. The record is from RefSeq and is a predicted model, not a curated record. The coding region runs from base 254 to 1594 and encodes 446 amino acids. The transcript has 2 exons. Gene Ontology annotation, biological process: regulation of DNA-templated transcription. Gene Ontology annotation, cellular component: nucleus.